GCUGAGCCACCCAGGGAUCCUGCUGUUGGAGAGGUUUUUUUUGUUUGUUUUGUUUUGUUUUGUUUUGUUUUGUUUUGUUUUGUUUUGUUUUGUUUUGUUUGAGAGUUUUAAGCAGAGAUAAGACAUGAUCAAACUUAUGUUAUGAGAAGAUCACUUUGGCUGCUCGAUAGAGAGUGGACAGCCCAGCCGGCCGGGCCGGGCUCUGGCCCCCGAUGAGAACAGAGAGCAGAAGCAGGGAAGCCACUUAGGAGGCCACUGAUAGAUUUGGUGGGGCAAUUGGGAAAGAGAAACCAAGGACACCUAGGUCUGUGGCCUGAGCUGAGUGGACAGGCAUUGGACUUUGGGGCCGUUUAAUGCAAUGGGGACAAUAGGGUUAGGGAGCUGAUUUAGACAAUGGAUGGAAGUCAGGAGCUGUGUUUUGACCAUGCUAAGCUGAAAUGCCUGGUAGGCAACCAUGUGGGUCUGUGAGUAGGCAGUCGAAUAUUCCAGUCUGGAGUUCACGGGUUAGCUUAGGGCUUGGGAGAUCUAUGUGUAUCUCCACACACACGCGUGCACGCGCGCACACGCACACACAUUUGGAGUUGUAAGCAUUACUUUAUUUCAGUGGUGGGCUGAGCGUUGUUUGCCCCAAGAGCAAACAUAAGUUUGAUCAUGCAAAAUAAAGCAACUGGUUUGUAGUGUUUGCUGAUUCCUGUGGUAUAAAUUCCCCACAGCUGAUUUCAGGGCUGCCGGUGUUGCACGACAGGCAGAAGUCCUGAACAUUUAACAAUCAGCUCUUGGGGCAAACAACGCUUAGCUUCAUUUGCUCAUCCAAACAACUGUUGAGGGUGGCAGGAGCAUUCCGUUUGACAUGGGAGGCUUAGAGAGACACAGUGAUUUAUUCGAGGUCACAGAGGGAAUUGGUGGCAAAGUUGGAGCCUCCUGACCGCACCCCCCCACCACCCAGUUAGCUCUGGCUUGCUGACUUAGAAAAUAAAAUAGCCUGCAGGAGGAAGCACCAAGGGAAAAUAGGGAGAACUGGCCCUGUGGGACCUUUGAGAGUUCAUGGUUUAGGAUUUUUUUUUCUUCCUCUUUGUCUCACUUCCUUUUAAGAUGAUUUAUGGCAAAUUAGGAUCAAGAAGUUGCUGGAAAGGCCCUCCAGACGUAGGGACCUCAGGAUGCUUGUAGAGGCUCAGGAGGGUGCAGGGAACUGUUGUGUGUCUGUGCAGGUGGGGGGCUUAGCUCCUGUGUCUCCCCCCCAGGACAGCAGAGCUGGCCAGCUCUCAUUCUGUACCAAGGUGUGCUAUGGCAUCGGUGGGAUGCCCAACCAGGUGGCCUCCAGCGCCACGGCCUUUUACCUUCAACUCUUCCUGCUUGAUGUGGCACAGAUCCCUGCUGCCCAGGUGUCACUUGUCCUGUUUGGAGGGAAGGUGUCUGGGGCAGCCGCCGACCCCGUGGCUGGGUUCUUCAUCAACCGAAGCAGUAGGACAGGGUCUGGACGACUCAUGCCCUGGGUGCUGGGCUGCACGCCCUUCAUCGCCGUGGCCUACUUCCUCCUGUGGUUCCUGCCCCCCUUCAGCAGCCUGCGGGGCCUCUGGUACACGGCCUUCUACUGCGUGUUCCAGGCCCUGGCCACGUCCCUGCAGGUGCCGUACGCGGCGCUCACCAUGCGGCUGACCCCCUGCCCGAGGGAGCGGGACUCGGCCACCGCGUACCGGAUGACCAUGGAGAUGGCGGGGACGCUGCUGGGGGCGGCCGUCCACGGCCUGCUGGUGUCCGGCGCCCACCGGCCGCACCCGUGCGAGGACGCGGCGCCCCCCGGGCCGCAGACCCGAGUCCGAGACUCCGCGGACGCGACUCGUCUCUACUCCAUUGCAGCCGCCGUGGUUGCUAUGAUGUACCCUGUGUGCAGUGGUUUGCUCUGCCUCGGGGUGAAGGAGCGACCAGACUCCUCUGCCCCAGCCUCGGGCCAAGGCCUGAGCUUCCUGGCUGGUCUGGGCCUCACUGUCCGGCACCCGCCCUACCUGAAGCUGGUGAUCUCCUUCCUGUUCAUCUCAGCAGCCAUUCAGGUGGAGCAGAGCUACCUGGUCUUGUUCUGUACACAUGCCUCUAGGCUGCAUGAUCACGUCCAGGGCGUGGUGCUAACCAUCCUGGUCUCGGCUGUGCUGAGCACCCCGCUGUGGGAGUGGGUUCUACAGCGAUUUGGGAAAAAGACGUCGGCCUUCGGGAUCUGUGUGAUGGUGCCUUUUGCAAUCCUGUUGGCUGCUGUACCCACAGCACCAGUGGCAUAUGUGGUGGCCUUUGUAUCUGGCCUGAGCAUUGCUGUGUCCUUGCUGCUACCCUGGUCCAUGCUUCCAGAUGUGGUGGAUGACUUCCAGCUGCAGCACCAGCACAGCCCAGGCCUGGAGACCAUCUUCUACUCCUCCUAUGUCUUCUUCACCAAGCUUUCCGGCGCAGGUGCCCUGGGUAUCUCCACGCUGAGCCUGGAGUUUGCAGGGUACGAGGCAGGAGCCUGCAAGCAGGCGGAACAGGUGGUGGUGACCCUCAAGGUCCUCAUCGGUGCCGUACCCACCUGCAUGAUCCUCACUGGUCUGUGCAUCCUCAUGGCUGGCCCGGCCCCAAAGGUGCCCAGCCAGGACCCCUCGCGUCGGCUGAGCCUUCAAAGGAGGACCAGCUACAGCCUCGCUUGAGGUCUGACCUUGUGUGCGCUGGAACAGCAGAAGCCAGCAUCUUCUGGCCUUGAAGUCCCUCUUCUUCUCAGUCCCUUAGCCCACCUACUUGGAAGGAUACAUGUGACCUGUCAUUUCCCCUGGGAUAUGGAGUCUUCAGUGACAUCCCCUGAAAGGGACUGGCCUGGGCUCCAGGAUCCUCACCUGCCAUUUCUUGCUUAUUGACCACAGACCCUGUCAGAUAGGCCUGUGCCCUGGACCACCCACCUCCAGGUAACCCUGACGGGGAAAGCAUCCCAACAGCAACCAUUCCUGGGAAAAGGAAGCCCCGACAAUCUACUCACCUGACAGAGAGACCUUUCGUUCCUCCUGACAGACACUCCAGCGGACAUCUGAGAGAGAGGCCGAUGGACACCACAUGAAUGGGCAGAGGACAAAUGGACAUGCUGGGGAUGACAUUAAGAGAGACACAGAUAGGGACAGAGACCAAGAGACCCCAGAGGGAGCAAAUGGGGACAGCAGAGGGUGAGGAGCCAAGAAACGAGAAGGGUUUCUCAGUCUAAACGUUUGUUCAUAUAAGCUGGCAACACUGUUUCUGGAAUCAGACACAGACUGAUACCAAGCCACCAAAGAUCAGUUAUUAUUUUUUUUAGAUCAAUUAUUUUUAUGAACAAAAGUUAUCUUUGUGGAAAUAUUUUUCUGAAAUUGUAUCUUAUAAAAGCACAAGGACCACCGUUUUCUAAAGGCUGUAUCUUUGGGGAAGAAAGACCCAUUGAAGUUUAUUUUUUCAAAAAAAUAUUAAAGGGUUUAUCUUCUA
This is a messenger RNA of Canis lupus familiaris (dog), 3465 nucleotides long. RefSeq names its product major facilitator superfamily domain containing 2B (gene MFSD2B). Gene Ontology annotation, biological process: carbohydrate transport. Gene Ontology annotation, cellular component: membrane. Lineage: Eukaryota; Metazoa; Chordata; Mammalia; Carnivora; Canidae. Bases 1158 to 2669 code for a protein of 503 amino acids. The record is from RefSeq and is a predicted model, not a curated record. The transcript has 13 exons. Gene Ontology annotation, molecular function: sphingolipid intramembrane carrier activity; symporter activity.